GUUCAUUGGAAGAGAAGCCUAGGGUGGGCGGGGCUUCCGGAGCGGGCGGAGCGCGCGGGAGAUCUCGCAAGGCGGCUGAGCCUGCAGGUAGUUAACAUUGGGAUUUGCUGCCAUUACUGUGUCUCGCUGGAAGUUUUUCAUGCUCGUGGUGAACCCACUGAGGAAAUGGACUUGGAUCAACUGGACCUAAACCCCAGAAUUACUGCUGCAAUUAAGAAGGGUAUACUGAAGUCCGUGAAGGAGGUUCUGUGCUACUCCGGCCCAGACUUGCAGCGGCUCACCAGCCUGCCCACACACGAUGUGCACCGCCUGCUGAAAGCGGCCUCUCUACACCUUCAGGGCAGCCGUGUCCUUACAGCACUGCAGCUGUUCCAGCAGAGAGAGAGCUUCCCCGAGCAGCAUCAGCGCCUGAGCCUGGGCUGCCCGGUCCUGGAUCAGUUCCUGGGUGGCGGCCUGCCCCUGGAGGGUAUCACUGACCUGGCUGGCCGAAGCUCGGCAGGGAAGACGCAGCUGGCGUUACAGCUCUGCCUGACCGUGCAGUUCCCACGGCAAUAUGGAGGCCUGGAGGCUGGGGCCGUCUACAUCUGCACAGAGGAUGUCUUCCCCAGCAAGCGGCUGUGGCAGCUCAUAGAACAGCAGCAGCAGCUGCGGACAGAUGUGCCUGGGGAGGUGGUCCAGAAGAUCAAGUUCAGCAACCACAUCUUCGUUGAACAUGCGGCUGAUGUGGACGCCUUGUUGGAGUGUGUGAGUAAGAGGGUCCCCAUUCUGCUGUCAAGGGGAAUGGCCCGUCUGGUGGUGGUCGACUCUGUCGCAGCCCCGUUUCGUUGUGAGUACGAUGCUCAGGCCUUGGCCACCAGGGCCAAGCGCCUGCAGUCACUGGGGGCCACGCUCCGAAGUCUGAGCAGCACCUUCCGGAGCCCCGUGCUGUGCAUCAACCAGGUGACAGACAUGGCAGAGGAGUCCACGCCCAGGCCACUGGGGGCCUGGGAUGAGCACCUCUCGCCAGCCCUGGGCAUCACCUGGGCCAACCAGCUCCUGAUGAGACUGAUGGUGGACCGGGUGCAUGAGGACGAUGCCACGGUGGGCUUGCCCAGAGGCCCAGCUCGGACCCUCCACGUGCUCUUCGCCCCGCACCUGCCCCUCUCCUCCUGUUGCUACACUGUCAGUGGGGAAGGCGUUAGAGGGAUACCAGGAACCGAGUCCUGCUAACAAUGGCACCAGUGGAUCACCUGACCAGGUCCCAAGAAACCCUGAUUCUGAUGAGUCCCUCCAGCAGUGUUAGUGGCACCUGGUGAACAGAUACCAGUGACACUUAGCAUCUGCUCUCCUCUCCCUGGGGUUCACCUACUAUUGAUCCGUAGAGUUUUGCCCCACAUACUGCCCUUCAGAGCAGUGGUUCUCAACCUGUGGGUCAAUACCCCCUUGGGGGGUCAGACAAUUCACAGGAGUUGCUUAAGACCACUGGAAAACACAGGUAUUUACAUUAUGAUUCAUAACAGUAUCAAAAUUACAGUUGUGAAGUAGCAGUGAAAUAACUUUAUGGUUGGGGUCACCAAGACAUGAAGAUUGGAUUUAAGGGCUGCAGCGUUAGGAAGGUGGAAAACCACUGGUUUAGAGGAUGACUGGCCGACCAGGGGUCCUGGCAGUCCUGAGGGUGUCUGCUGCUGGGAACCCCAGAAUGACGAGGCUCAGCUCUUGCCUCUUCUGCUUUCUGCCUGGGGCUGAGCCAGCAGCUGGUCUGGUGGGGCCGCCUCCUGCAGGGUGGUCCUAACCCACAAACAGGCAGGGAUGCUCACCACUCAGGCCAAGUGGGGCACGCAGUGAGGUACUUUCCCGCUGUGCCCCUCCCCACACAUACACAACAUGGUGGGGCAGAGGAGAAAACAAGCUGACCUCGGCCCCUGGUUCCAGAACAGCCUCGGGAAGGAGGCAGGACUGUCCUAACCUGGUUGCCUCAGGCUGAGCAGCUUCCAGCAACUGAAGAGAGACAGCAGGAAACGGGUCUGUGUGUCCUUGCAGAGGCCUGGCUAAGUAUGUCCAGCAACUCUGGCUUGGCAGUACGUCCAGGCUGGGGGGCACUACGGAGCAUGCCACAGGACUACGGGCAUGCUCAGCAGAAGGCACCUCCUGGUGACAUCUGCUCUGGACCCCAGAAUCAUCACUUCUGGACUUGAGGCUCUACAGUCACCAAGGAAUGUGGCCUCUGAAGACAGGGGUGUGGCUUUGAUCCCUCCUGGCAGCACAGGCCUCCACCGGCAAAUGUGCCACGUAGACCCACACAGGGACAGGGCCUCACCAAGGAGUGCUGUUGCUCCAGUGGUGUGUGACUCCAGUCACUGUCCCCACUCCAAGAGGGACAGACACUCAGGGCAUAUACCACGACAUCUCCAGCAGAGCCCCGCCAUGCAUGGAGCUUCAAACCUUCAAAGCUACCUGUGGCCCCCACCCCUUUUUUGGCAAUUCUGGAGACGGAACCUAGGGUCUCCACUGUGCCCAGCCCCACCUGCUGCCUGAAAGGCUGAGGACGCUGGCCUGAGAGGCGGGACACAGCUACUUGGGGUGGGAGUGGUUUAUACAAACAGCCCCUCUGCAAAACUGGAGGGCUUUACAUCAGGAAAUAAAACUUUAUAACACA
Peromyscus eremicus (cactus mouse) is the source of this 2635-nucleotide messenger RNA. RefSeq names its product X-ray repair cross complementing 3 (gene Xrcc3). The coding region runs from base 166 to 1209 and encodes 347 amino acids. The record is from RefSeq and is a predicted model, not a curated record. Gene Ontology annotation, molecular function: four-way junction DNA binding; ATP-dependent DNA damage sensor activity; ATP binding. The transcript has 8 exons. Lineage: Eukaryota; Metazoa; Chordata; Mammalia; Rodentia; Cricetidae. Gene Ontology annotation, biological process: t-circle formation; telomere maintenance via recombination; resolution of mitotic recombination intermediates. Gene Ontology annotation, cellular component: Rad51C-XRCC3 complex; replication fork.